Molecule: messenger RNA, 1170 nt
Organism: Cygnus atratus (black swan)
Lineage: Eukaryota; Metazoa; Chordata; Aves; Anseriformes; Anatidae
Gene: CXCR6
Product: C-X-C motif chemokine receptor 6
Exons: 3
Biological process (GO): G protein-coupled receptor signaling pathway; inflammatory response; immune response
Cellular component (GO): membrane
Molecular function (GO): coreceptor activity; C-X-C chemokine receptor activity
Source: RefSeq, a predicted model, not a curated record
AUGUCGCUUGGUUACAAGGAGUGCACAGAGCUGUCCCUAAUCACAGAAGGGACAAAUGACAGCAGAGUAUCACCUCAUCCAGUGGCAUCGCCCAGGCACCUCUGCUUCUCUGCACCCUCUCCAGAGCCUCCUCGCAACUAUUUCUCUCCCAGGUCUUGUACCCACAGACUGUAUAAUAAUAACAAUGAAUCGUGAAUAAAUGAAAACUUUUUAAAAUCGAAGUUUAUCUUUCUGCCCUGUAUGUAUUCGUUUGUUUUUAUCUUAGGGCUAGCAGGAAAUGCUCUGGUCUUCAUCAUACUAGUCUUCUAUGAGAAACUGAAGACACUGACAGAUAUAUUUUUGUUGAACUUGGCUAUAGCUGACUGGAUCUUCCUUUGGACACUGCCAUUCUGGGCAUAUUCUGCUGCUCAGGAGUGGAUUUUUGGCACUGUGGCAUGUCGUAUUAUACGGGGCCUGUACAAUCUGAACUUGUACACUUCAAUGUUAACUCUAACGUCUAUUACCUUUGACAGGCUUAUUGCUAUUACUUUUGCCACCAAAGCACAUAUGUGUCAAACCAAACGAAUGAAAUGGGGCAAAUUAAUCUGCGGCUUGAUCUGGGUGAUUUCACUCGCAUUUGCCACACCACAGCUUAUUUUUAGUGAUGUGUUUACUAUUGAUAAGGCAAUAUGCCUGGAAAAAUACCCAAACCACCACACAGAAUUGGUUCUUGAAGUUAUUCAAGUGACCCUUGGCUACUUUAUUCCCAUGCUAACCAUGAUCAUCUGCUACUCCCUAAUUAUUAAAACCUUACUGCAUGCCAGGAAUUUCCAAAGGAACAAAUCUCUCAAAAAAAUAUUUUCUGUAGUUGUUAUAUUUAUUCUUACUCAGUCACCCUACACUUUCUUGAGACUGAUGAAGAUCAUAGACUGGACAUUUAAUUUGGACAGCAACUUUGACUACGCAAUUGUUAUAACAGAAGCUCUUGCUUAUUUCCACGGCUGUCUUAACCCUGUUAUGUAUUUCUUCAUGGGGGUGAAAUUCAGGAAGAACUUCCAGAAAAUUAUUAAAAACUCAAGAUGCUUUAAACAGCAAGUUACUGUUAAACAGUGGCACACCACUGAAGAGGAAGGCUCUAGAACUUGUACUGUCUCAAAUAAUGCAGAUGCAACAAGCAUGUACCCUCUAUAA